Messenger RNA from Adineta ricciae, 789 nucleotides. The record is from the annotation of a GenBank genome assembly. Lineage: Eukaryota; Metazoa; Rotifera; Eurotatoria; Adinetida; Adinetidae.
AUGCAUACAGUUCUCUUGCCAGUUGAUGAUGAUGAUGAUGACAGCAGCAACAACAUAUUCGACGGAACUAUGAAUCCAGAUGAUCAACGAACAAGUUGUCCAGGAUUUCUAGACUCUUCCGGAGUAUGGAACAAUGGUUUCGAGUGUCCACCGCUAGCUGGCCAAAUUCGUAUUUGUUGUGAAUCUGAUUCUCAACGGUACUGUUGUACAUUGGAAAAUUUUCACAAAACUUCGUCAUCGUCUAAUCUCGUCAAUUCUUAUUCAACGAUUGAAACGUCUCUAUUUUUAAGCGAUUCGAAAUCUCCAUCAAUAUUAACGUUACCUAUGCUUUUAAUCUGUAUUCUAAUAUCGAUUAUUGUCUUCUUGCUAAUCUUCCUAAGUCUCUGCUUUUGGUCUCGUUCUCGAAAUCAACAGAAGCGAGAAAAACAUCAAGAAACUCAUUCGACAAAGACCACCUUACUUGUCGAUCAUUUUCCAUUCUCGCCUCCGCAUCAUCAAUUCUUCCUCCAAGAUCACAAUUCGCGUUUGAAUAACAAAUCUCCAUUGUCACUUCAGCAAACGCGAGAUACAUUAACGACGACCACCAUCGCGCCAUCAAGUUCAUCGUCAACCUCAGGACGUGCACCAUCAGAUAUAUAUUUUCACGACUGGAAAGACUUUCUCAUUGCUGCCGAUCAACCAAUGAAUAUGUAUCCGACAAUGUCUUCUCAUAGUAUUGAACUCAAUCCAAACGAUCAGUCAUAUCAUUUCUAUCAUGGCAAACGACAUUCAAACGAUGCUUUUGUAUAG